GCGCUGAGCGUCCAGCGGCGCCAAUUUUCCCGGGUCGACUCUAAAGUGUAAUCUUUAAGCUUACUUUCGCGAUCCUUGGUCCAUUCCUGCAUUCUCUCGCAUCAGUGCACAAACUGCUCGCUUCUCCCUGCGAGUCGUUCUUUCCCUCCUCUCACCCCAUCGCUCGCACCUGGCCCUCGCACCUACAUCUCUGCACCGCGACUGCCUCUACUCGCAGCGUUUGCAUAUUGAGUCACUCGCGACUGGCAUUUAUUCACGAAUACCACCCAUUGCCUGCAGAGGGCCAAGUCACCCUGAUCUUGACUUGACCAAACAAUGAACGGCAUGGAGACCUACCACGGUCAUGUGCGAACCCCGGCCGAUGCCAUCAUUCUCUUCGAAGCAUGUCGCAUCGGCCUCCUCCCACGCGUGCAACGACGUCUCUCCGAAAAGGAGCGACAGUCGAUCAAAUCGGGCUCCGUUUUCGUCUGGGACGAGCGCGAAGCUGGCAUGCGACGAUGGACCGACGGCAAAUCGUGGAGUGCGAGUCGCGUCUCUGGAAGCUUCCUUACCUACCGCGAAAUGGAGGGUAAGCGUGGCGGCUCGAGUUACGACAAGAAUUCCAACCGCGACGGCAUGAUGAACCAGGAAAACGACUCCGACGGCGGUCCUGACGGCUAUCGGUACAAGCCAGAUGGUCUCAUGAAGCAAUCUUUCAGCAUCACCACGAACCAGGGCCAGCAUCUGCAUCUCAUCAGCUAUUUCUCACGAUCGACAACUGCUGCCAACAAUCUGAUGCUGCCAACCGCCGACCCUCAGCUUCGCCACAUUCGCCCAGAGAAGGGCAUGUAUCCCGACUCGACAGUGCACGAGCAGAGCACCAUCCCAGCCGUGACGCGUGGUCCCAUGGGCUCUCCAGGCUACACGCAUGCGCCCCAUCAGGCACCUCAGUAUGGCCGACCUUACUACCAUCACCCGGGCUGGGCACCACCAAGCCCGAUGCAUACUCCGCCUCCGCAUCACGCUUACUCGCCAUAUUACCACCAUCCCCAUGCACCUUACGGACACGGCAUGCACUACCCACCUCCGCCGGGCUCUUACCCUGCGCCUCCUGGUAUGACGGCAUUUGACAGGCCUCCGCCACCAAUGGGCAACACUGGUCUGCCUCCCCCAGCUCCUGGAGGACCCUAUGGCCAGUCGCACGGUGGCUAUCCAAGCAGCUACCCACCGCCGCCAGCGACAUACCACUCCGGUUACGCUGGGUAUCAGCCGCCGCCACUCCAGGCACCACCGUAUCCAGCGGCCGCACAAUCAUCAUCCUACAGCCAAACACAACAACCCGAGCAGCAGCCACAGCAGCAACAACCGACUCCAGCUGCUUCGGAAAGUGCGCAAGCGACCGACAGCAACUCGCAAUCGGAGUCAAAGCCCACCAGCGAGACUCAAGCUACAACCGGCGCUUCCCCACCAGCAGCCUCUUCUGGUCAGACCAUCCCAAGCAUAUCAGCAAUGCUCAACGAAGGAGGGCCGCCACCGGUUCGUGCCAACAGCAGGAGUCCAGGCGGCACAGCGCGUGCUGCUCUGCAUGACAUCCCAACUUCUAAGCUCGGCUUCGAGGCCAGUCGGGACAUGCAGACGAUUCGCAACCUCGACAAGACGACGUUCAAGCAGAACUUUGUCUAGACGAGGAUUUGCUACUGCUUUGAAAAGUGUUUGCUGUUUGAUUAGCGAUAGGCGCUGGAGGAGUAAUCUCUUUUACAUUGACUGUCGGUUUGAACAGCUUGGAGCACAGGCACAAGCGACGACAGCUUCUUUUGCUCAUCAUGAAAUGGAAUUGUCGCCAAGGUUUUAGCAUUGCAAAGCAGGAGCAUCAGAUCUCCGCGGAGUCUAUAGUCGAAAUGAAUCCGCAGAACUCGUUCUUCACACUACCACGGUCACAUCUUCUGUCUAUUUUCUCAUUUGCUCACUCCAUACGUGACGCUAAUGGAC
Molecule: messenger RNA, 1968 nt
Organism: Cercospora beticola
Lineage: Eukaryota; Fungi; Ascomycota; Dothideomycetes; Mycosphaerellales; Mycosphaerellaceae
Product: Gti1/Pac2 family protein
Molecular function (GO): DNA binding
Source: RefSeq, a predicted model, not a curated record